This is a messenger RNA of Protobothrops mucrosquamatus (brown spotted pit viper), 786 nucleotides long. RefSeq names its product proline rich 18 (gene PRR18). The coding region runs from base 1 to 786 and encodes 261 amino acids. NCBI's taxonomy places the organism in Eukaryota, Metazoa, Chordata, Lepidosauria, Squamata, Viperidae. The record is from RefSeq and is a predicted model, not a curated record. The transcript has a single exon.
AUGUCCUUGCCUCCUAUCGCGCCGCCGCCUUCGGCCGCCCCCCGACUGCAAUCGAGGAAGCAACACCAGCCGUCGCCGCCGGUGGCGGCUCCUCGAAAGCCGAUGGCGGUGCUGGCGACGGCCCCUCUCGCUCCAGGCAAGCCUCCUCGGAAAGGGCGCGGCGUGCCUUCCGAGCGAUCCGCCGGCUUCUCCAGCUCCUGGCCCAGCGCCUCCCUGCAGAAGCAGCUGCCGCGCAGCCGAGCGGCCCAAGGCGGCAGGAACGCCCCGCCGCCCGAAAGAGGGGCGGCGGCGGCGGCGGCGGCAGCCUUGAGCGCUGCCUUGUCUCGCAGCCGGGGUCGCUCGGGGCCGCCAGCCGCCGGCACGCACUCCUGCGAGAGCCUCUGCGCCGCGCCGGGAGGCCGCGGGGAGGCUUCGCUGCGCUUCUCGCUCAGCCUUCCCCCGGAGGCGAUUCGGGUCCUGCAGCGGCGGAGCCUGGAGAAGCAGCAGCGGCCGCGCGGGCGGGUGGCCCGCUUCGCUUCCCCCGACGCCUCCAGGUGUCCUCUGGCGGGCACCUCGUCGCCCGAGGGGGACUUGCGCGCCUUGCUGCAGGUGUCGCUGCUGAACGAGCGCCACCGCUACGACGACGUGGAGUACGAGGAAGACGAGGCGGCGGGCGAUCCCGGAGCCUUCACGGCGGACGAAGGGCUAGUGCGCAAGUGCACCGAAUGGCUCCGCGGCGUGGAAAGCGCCGCUGCCCGGGACCGGGCGGGCAAGAUGGACAGCCUGCCUCACUUGAGCACCCUUUGA